AUUCAGUUUGUUUGUUGUUAAAAUCAUACAAAUGACUCAAGACAAUUGUGUUGUGUUGGAAAAAUCGACAAAUUCUGUGCAUCCAAUAGAUGGAAGAGCUUGCACAAAGCCGGUCACCAAGUUUUUCAAAAAGGCCGCCAUUGAGUCGCUUGCAAGUGUUGCCUGAUGUAAACGUUUAUGUCGCAUGUUGUCCGUUGUUGUACAGCACUGCUUCCUGUUAUCUCUCUUCUGCACUGAAACGGAUGUUCGUUUGAGGCAACACUUAUUUUAGGAGAACGAAUCCGAACUGAAGAUUCCAAAAUGACGAAUACUCAGCUAUGGUUCCGCGGCGUCCGAUCGUCGCGCUUCCGUCACGUGUACGGCGCCCCGGCUAGACGCGAGAGGUGCUACGACGGAGUCCCAGUGACGCGUAACGCACACGACGCGCACUUCUGCGCGGUCAAUGGCAAGUUCGUAGCAAUCGUCACCGAAGUUGCCGGAGGUGGAGCUUUCUUGGUGCUGCCCAUCGAACAGACUGGUCGAAUUGACUUCCACGCAUCUCGCGUGACUGGACACACAGGACCUGUGUUGGACAUAAAGUGGAACCCAUUUGAUGACAAUGUAAUUGCAUCAUGUUCCGACGAUUGCACAGUCAAAUUGUGGCAUAUUCCUGAUGGAGGUCUAGGAGGAGAUCUUAGGGACUGGAUUGCUGAACUCAGAGGUCAUAAAAGGCGGGUCGGAUAUGUUGAAUGGCACCCCACUGCCAGGAAUGUGCUUUUCAGCGCUGGUUUUGAUCAUUUGAUCAUAGUAUGGGACGUCUCCAAUGCAGAAGCAAUUAAUGUCAUUGAUUGCCAUCCAGAUGUGAUUUAUUGCAUGAGCCUUAAUAGAGAUGGCAGUUUGCUGGCUACUACUUGCAAAGACAAGAAAUUGAGGGUCAUAGAACCAAGGAGUGGUCUGGUUUUAAGUGAAGGUUUUUGUCACACAGGAACCAAAGCUAGCAAGACCACAUUUUUAUCCAAUGGACGUGUAUUGACCACUGGUUUCUCUCGCCAUUCCGACAGACAAUGGUCCGUUUGGGAUCAGCACGACCUUAGUGCACCAUUGGCAACUGAGGUCAUAGACAGUUCUUCAGGAAUUGUUUUUCCUUAUUACGAUUAUGACACGAAUAUGAUAUAUCUUGCUGGUAAAGGAGAUGGAAACAUUCGCUACUACGAGGUUGUCGAUAAUGCACCACAUAUGCAUUACUUAAGUCAAUUCCUUUCUGGAAACCCACAGCGAGGUCUAGGAUUUAUGCCAAAACGCGGCCUGGACACGUCCCAAUGUGAAGUAUUCCGAUUCUACAAGCUGCACGCGACUCGAGGCAUCUGCGAACCGAUUUCAAUGAUAGUUCCCAGGAAAUCUGCACAUUUCCAAGCUGAUCUAUAUCCUGAUACUGCCAGUGAUAAACCUGCAUUGACUGCAGAAGAAUGGGCUUCGGGAAGAAAUGCACAGCCUUUGCUCGUUUCCAUGAAGACGGGCGAGAACAUUGAUAUAAUAACAACGACUGGUACGAAUAGAGCGCCUAAAAAACUUCUGGUCCAACAAAAUGGUCAUAAUGGUGUUUCAGAAAAUAACAAAAAGAAGUUUGCAUUUUUGUCCUGCGAAACUGUACCAGAUUAUAGGCCCAUGGACACCAAUGAUACCACGCUGACCGAGAAAAACCAAAAAACGAGUUCUAACCAGAGCACAAAGUUCCACCAAUUGCAACAAAUGUUUGGUAAUGGAGCCAACAAUAAUGUGGUUAAUUCUAUUAUUUCAAAUGAAUUAAAUAGAGAAUCGCCUAAUAACUCACCUGCAAGAAUUAUUACGAAUUCUGAUAUAUUCCAUUCAGAAAACGAGCUCCGCAAAGCUUACAACAAACAAUCGGAAGAACUUCGCCAAACCAAAAAACAAUUGGCAUUCUACGAGCGCAAGGUACGAGAGUUGGAGUCGAUCAUCAGGAACUUCAAAGAAAACUAAUUAUUAUUAUUGUUAAGUUAACAUUUUCAUAGUGAUAACAAAGGGCUCGGAAUGGAGAAGUUUUCUGUUAAAACGUUGGAUUUGGAAACAGAAUUUUUAAUAUUGCAACGAAGGUCGUUGUUCAUGUAGUUGGAUGUUUGACUAUGCUACUUAGAAGGCAGUGUUUUUUGUCUUAAAAAAUAUUUAAGAUGCAUUGCUUGAGCGAUAUUUAUGAUCACAGUGUGAAAAAUUCACAUGUUUGCGUAAGUAUUUUUUUACUUAUCCAAUAAUUACUUAUAAUUAGUAGCCGGAUCUACUAAACGGCCUUAAGUGCAGUAGAAACAUGAUGAACGCGGCUAAUUUUUGUCUAUAUCUAUAAGAAGGUAAUAUGUUUGUGCACACUCUGUUGUAUAGUAUGUACUUUUAUGAAUUAAUUAAAAAUAUGAAAAAACAUAUUUAAUUAAUUACCAAAUUUUAAUGUGAGAAACCACCCCUGAUGGCAUAACAAAUACAUAGUUUUUGCCAGUUUUUACAACUAUUUUAUACGAAGAUAGGACAGUAACAUAGCGUUUAUAUUUUAUCGGAUAAUUAGACCCUAAAUUUAAAACCGCUCUAAUUUUGAAUUAAAUUUAAAAAAAAGACCUUGAAUCAUAGAUCUUACACUACAUGGACUGCUAGUCGAGUAAAAAUAAGUGAAUAAUGAUAGAAGGGGACUAUGACGUCACUUGCUGAACGAGCGUUGCCGACAAUCGUGGAACACUCCCGAUUGAUUAAACGUAAUAUACAUAGACCUUAUGAUAUAUAAACCUAUUUUAACAGGUGUUACAGUUUACUAAAGAACGGCAUUACUAAAAUGGCCCAUGUCUGUCCACAAAUAGUGGCCCUCUUCUAUCAUAAUCACAAUGUAAAUAAUCGGCAAAAAUCACUUUGCAUUUCUAAGAUUAUAUGUCUAUAUAAAAUAUUGCAUAUUUACUUGAAUUUUUCUCGUUAAAACUCGAUGACAAAUCACGUAAGAGCGUACGAGGGUAAAAACUUUUUCUAUGAAAUUCUUAGCGCGUUUCUCUGUACAGUGCGAGAGUAAGUUUAUAACCUCCAAAUGCUUUUUAAAUUGAGCAAGUAUCGAAGUAUGAUAAAUAUGUGCGCGGCUUAACAACCAUGUUACUAGUCUUAGAGUUACUGUGGUGGCCCACUCCAACCUGUGGCCGGCAUUAUUAUUGAUAUCAAAAUUCUUACAAUAUUAUCAGUCCACACAGUUGCCAUAAUAUUAUUAAAAUAAAACUAUCACA
Messenger RNA from Ctenocephalides felis (cat flea), 3242 nucleotides. Its product is annotated as coronin-2B-like. Lineage: Eukaryota; Metazoa; Arthropoda; Insecta; Siphonaptera; Pulicidae. Gene Ontology annotation, biological process: actin filament organization. The coding region runs from base 301 to 1977 and encodes 558 amino acids. The transcript has 11 exons. Gene Ontology annotation, molecular function: actin filament binding. The record is from RefSeq and is a predicted model, not a curated record.